GGAGGCGACUGGCGACGGAAGCUGACCACAAGAGGGAGGAGAUAGGGAGAGAGAGAGAGGAGGAGGAGGAGGAGGUCUGACCGGCAAAAUCCCUCGCUUUUGGCGCCCUCUCGAAGGAAUCCGACGAGGUUAAGCGAUCUUACCCGUGGGAAGGGACCCAAGUCUGUGUAGUUUUCGGGGGAAGGAUCUGAGCAGGAGCGACGAGGGGAUGAGAGGAAUCUGGUGAUGAAAGGGAGAGAUGGAGAGGAACCGUGAAGCGAGGAGAGGGACCAUGGCAGCGUCGACAGAGGCCACCAACGACGGAGGUGGUGGUAACGUGUUGUCUAGGAGGAGGCAUAGGAACAGCAGCAGCGUCAGGGACUCUCCUGAUGAGGAUGGAAGAGUGGAGAUGCAGGAGACGUGGAGACCACGAGAUCGGGGGGCCAAGAAAACUUGGGAUCGGGACAGAUCCAGCCGGAGCAAGAAGAGGAGAGGGGAGAGAUUGAGCAACAGAGACGAAGAAGAUGAGAGCUCCGAGGAGAGCCUUGACGAGGACGAGGAGGCCGAGGACGAUGACCUGUUGUUGGUCCCCGCUCGGCUACCUCCGCCCUCGCCCCCUCCGUCAAAUCCGGGUGCUGCGGCUUCCUCGUCGCCCAAGCAGAACCACCAUCACUGCCACCAGCUGUUGCGAAAGAGCUUCCCACCCAAAGCGGUGAAGUGGCGAACAGAUGAAACCAUCGGAGUCACGGUGCCUAGAAAAGCUCGUUCAGCAUCCGCCAGGAGAUCACAUGAAGCUCCAGCCUUAGGCGGAGGAGGUGGUGGUGGUCGAGGCCGAGAGCUAAUGACCCGACAAGCUUCCACAACCAGAAUACCGUCGUGUUCCUCGAAUGGCUCUCUGCCAAAGAAGAUGAAGCUGAUCAAUGGAGAAAAGCCAUCAGAUAUCUCCAAAUCGGCAUCUUUGGUCGAAGAUGAAAUCGAGAUUGAGGUUGCAGAGGUACUGUUUGGGAUGACAAGGCAAUUCGAGUGCCUUUCGAAGCACGAUAGCGAUAAUAAGCUGGAUUCAAGGGACAUCGAUGCCGAUUCAGGCAAUGAAGCGAAAUCUAGAGCUUCGUCGCCAAGUUUGAUGUCUCCAUCUCCGGCGAGCUAUCCAUCAGACUGCCCAUCUGCACUUACAUCGUCCAAUUCGUGCUCCAAUCCUGCCUCGUUGCCUACUGUAGCUUCAAAGAGGAAAAUGCAGAUGCACGUAGAAAGCUUUGCAAAUCCAGUGGGAUUACAUAACCUUUCGAGCUUCAUUUUACCUUCUGGGGAUAAAAUGGAUGCAAGGAACCAGAUUAAGGCAGAGGCUUCAUCGCCUGGAUCAGAAAGGCACAAUGCAUCUCCUGCAACCAAGAAUGGCAGUGGAUUGAUUGAUGUUUUUGUCUCUCGGUCUGAGAUCUCUGAUGUACAACAGCAGAAAUGGGCCAAGACUGUUCAGGAGUUGCGUCCAUUGACAGGAGGGUCAGAUGAUAAGGAAGAAAUCAUUUCACCCGCAAAGGGAUCUGCUUGUACUGAUUUGGACACCAAUAUCUGUGAAUUGAUCGCUCAAAAGAUAGUGCCCGAUAUCCCUAAGGAGCAAAAGUUCAAUAUUGAUCUGAUGGCACCUCCUCCAGGAGAGCUGUCACCAGAGAGGGAUGAUUUAAAUGUCUUUGACUCAGAUCGCAAGCCAAAGGGCCCAGAUGUUGAAAUGGCACUGAAAGAGGUAGAAAACCCCACAGAUGGUGUACUGGUGGGAGAUAAGCAACAGAUCGAGAAGCCCAUUCAGACAAAUAUUGACUUGAGAAAGCAGCUGGUGGUCAAGCAGAAUCGAGACCUUUGUCUUGAUUUGGAAAAGCCAAAGAGUGAUGACAUUGGCACUGGCAGAGUGCAAGUCCAUAAGAAGCAAGUCAAAGAACCUAAAGUAGAGCCUAAACAAGAGAAGUCUGCAUCAGCAUCCUCACUCCAUAUGCCAUUCAAUCAAACUUGGCCUGGAUGUUUUCCUCCAUACGGGUACAUGGGUCAGGGUCCAACUUUGCAAGCUGUUGUUCCUAUGGAUGGAACUGCAGGUCCUUCCAAUUCCUUGCAGCCACCACCCUUUCAACAAAUGCAUCCUCGUCCAAAGCGUUGUGCCACACAAUGCUAUAUCACACAGAUGAUAUCCAAUCACCAGAAAUUUAUGAGGAUGAGUUCUUUCUGGACUGCUGCAGCUGGAGCUGCACCUUUGUAUGGGGCCAACCCAUAUAACCUUAAUGUAGUUCCGCCUUCAGAUGUUCCUCUCUCUGGAAAAACAAAGGAAGGAAGUUCCCUAGGUAAGAAUAUGAGUACAUUGCAAGACACUAAAGGGACACCAGCAUAUGCUAUGCCAUAUUCAGGGCAUACCUCACAGGAGAAGAUGCCAUCAGCCAAUAAUACAAACAUGGAAUCUGCCCAGGGAAAACAACUAAUUCUGCAGCAGAUGACUCAGUCUGGAUCCACAAACAAGAUGCCGCACGUUCCUGCAUUCAUUUUCCCUAUAAACCAGCAACAAGCAACACCCACAGCCUCUGCAGCAGCUGCUAAUAGAGUUGGGGUAGCAAAAUCUACUACGGUUUCAGGUGCUGAGGUGCGGGUAUCUGGUGCCUUGGGUUCUGCUGGGGGAAGCAGUGGAGGUGGUGGAUCAGCAACUCCAGUGAAUUUGAGCUUUUCUAGUUUGCCUCCUAAUGAAGCUCAGUACCUGGCAUUUGUUCAGAACAAUGCAUAUCCUUUUCCUAUUCCUCCCCAAAUUGCUGCAGCUCCUCCAUUUCCUGGAACAAGUAAUGCUCAAGCAAUGCCCUUCUUCUACCCUUCUCACAUGCUUCAUGCAUCACAACAACGAUCACAACAGCAGCAGUUGGCAGGGCCUCCACGACAGCAUGGUAAACAAAGCCACCCCAAUUUGAGCACCUUAAGUGGAUCAUCCUCACAGAAAUAUCCACAGAAAUCACAAUGUAUGGGGGGAAAUGGUGCUGGUGCUGCUAGUGAUGGCGGUGCAAUCUCUUAUGUAUUUUCAGAAACUCAUCAACAGCAGGACCUACUGUCUCAGCAAGCUUGCCAUAAUGAGUGCAAUAAGGACAUGAAAAAUGACCUUCCCGCUGCUGAUGGUACAAAUUUUCAAUCUCAGAAGGCAAUCUGUUUCCAAAAAGGUUCUACUCCAAUUCAUCCUCAGAACUUCGUCUUGAUGUCUACUGCUGCAGCUGCUAUCGCAAUGGGCAAUAGUAAGGGUCACGGUGAUAAGCAGCCAGUUUAUCAGCAGCCACAAGAGAAGCAGAACAUGACGGCAGAGCUUGCAUUGCCUCAAGCUUUCACAAUUCCCUUUGCAUCCUUUGGCGGAGCUGGAACUGUACCAUCAGAUUUUGAUUUUUCUUCCAUGACACAGAAUCAUUCCAUUUUAUGGAGCCUUCCAGAACCUUCCCGGGACGGCUACCACCAGAUGGCAAAAGCUGCAGUUACUACCACUGCUCAAGCUGCAGAACAGAAGAAGGUCCACCAAGUAACAGAGGGAAAAUCUGCAGCCUGGGAGUCAGACACAAGUAUCACAGUUGAAGAGGGCAGAAAUAUUAUAGCAGCUAGCAAAGGCCUACAGCAUUUGUUUUCAUUUGCAAAAUCCGAUAAUGAACCUCCCAUCCAGUCAGGUGUCAGUAACAGUGUCUUAGACCUCUCUUCCAGAUCAGUGAACCUCAUCCAAGCUCCGGGAAAUUGUGGUAUAUCUGUUGACCACGCUGCUGGCACUUCUACAGCUGCAACUUCUGUUCUCACAUCUACCAACAAUGUUGCCAAUUCCCAACAACAGAAACAGCAACUGAUUCAUUCUCAGAAGCAUCAACUGCAACAGCUGCAGAUGCAGCACCAUCUUGCAUCCUCUCAUGCAAAGUCCUCAGGCUCAAGGAACAACACCAAUAUCCACCCUGAGAGUCUAACUGAGGGUUUUACCGCUAGGUUCCCUCAGUCUCUAAGUGGGCCCCCUCAGGCUCUUGUGCAUGGUGGCAGCCCCAUCCAGUGGCCUCAGGGCAAAACAUCCAGAGUAGGAGAUAUUACUGCAGUUUCAUCUACUCCAUUACCAAAGAAAAACCUCAGAGAAGGUCACCAAAUACAGAUAUCUUUUGGCUUGAACUCAAAUGAAGUGGUGGCACUAGGGGGUCAACACCUCUCUGGAACAUGUGAUAGUCCAUCAGUAUCUUCUGUCACCAUUGCUGUUGGUUCAUCUUCGAAAUCUGUCUCUAAGAUUGCUGGUGGCAGCCCUAGGGAAUGUGCCAGUAUGAAGCCUGGUCCAUCGACCUCUGCAAUUGCGCUCACUCAACAGUCAGCUGUAAAGCAAUCAGUGACAAGCUCUAGUUCAAAGCCGAUAUCUAUGAGUAGCUUUAACAUGCCAUCCAUUCUUGGGCGCCCUCAGAAAGUUCCUGCCCCAAGUUCUAACACUAAGCAGCAGCAACAGCCUCAGCAAUUACCAGAUCAUCAAACCUUUUCUCAGGCUCAACUCUUCUUCUCUAAUCCUCACAUGCAACAGGUCCCAUAUUCUAAAUCCAGUGCUGCUGCUCCCACUGUUGUGCAGUACUAUGAGAAACCUCGAUCUGAACAACAUACACGACAGUCUCAACUGCAGCAACAACUCAGCUCAGCUCCGUCUUCUACUGGGAUGCCAUGUUUUUUUGCUCCCACUGCAUUUACCCUAGCCGGUGUUCCCACAUCUGACCCUGCAAAGGCCAUGGCUGCUGCCUCUGUGGUUGCGGCCAACAGUAUAAAAGGCUCUCCGCCAUCUAAUUUUCUGAAUGCUACUCAACUAGCUUUGACUACCCAGUCUGCCUCUGGCUCUCCUCACCCUCCAAUUUCUGCUACAUUCCCUUACAUGUCUUCGCUGCCAUUUUCCAUGAAGCCCUCAGCUGAGCAGAAGCCUGUAGCUGGAAAUGGUGGUAUACAAGCUUUCUGGCAGUCUGACAAGAGGUAACGCUGGACUGAACAACAAUCGCUCGCUGGUGCUAUAUGAGCGGAUGACGCUUGGGCUCACCGACUGCAUCUGAUGCUUCUUUGCAUAAGAUUCUGAAAUCUAACAAGAGGCUCUCUGCUCCCUUCCCUCUUCCCCCUGUCUCUCUGCUCAAAUGUGUGCAAAUUGAAGUAUUGAGAAAGAAUAGAAAGAAGGGAAAAAUGAGAAACAGGGAGAACAAUUGCAGAGGGAAGAUGGGUGGUAGGCCAUAGCUUCCAGAACAUGUCAGCAUUUUGGUUUCGCUCUCAGUUUCCAGUUAGCUUGAUUCGUGAACGUGGCCGAGAUGAGCAGAAAGCAGUCCAGGAAGAUGAUUAUUACAAAAGGUUUCCUCUUCUCUCAACUGUCUUCGGAUGCUAAUGGCCAUCAUGAAUGUUUCUUUGAUUUAAUUCUAACUUCAUUAAGAUUGGUGAGAGAAUUAAAUUAAUGUCAUCAUUACAUGUUUCUCCUUAUCUCUACAUAUGUGUAUCUGUUCUUUUAUGGAGUAAAAAACCAAAUUUAUGUUGUUUUCA
Molecule: messenger RNA, 5499 nt
Organism: Musa acuminata AAA Group (dessert banana)
Lineage: Eukaryota; Viridiplantae; Streptophyta; Magnoliopsida; Zingiberales; Musaceae
Product: protein TIME FOR COFFEE-like
Exons: 13
Coding region: 239-4954 (1571 amino acids)
Biological process (GO): regulation of circadian rhythm
Cellular component (GO): nucleus
Source: RefSeq, a predicted model, not a curated record